Colletotrichum orchidophilum is the source of this 2097-nucleotide messenger RNA. RefSeq lists its product as uncharacterized. NCBI's taxonomy places the organism in Eukaryota, Fungi, Ascomycota, Sordariomycetes, Glomerellales, Glomerellaceae. Bases 1 to 2097 code for a protein of 698 amino acids. The transcript has 9 exons. The record is from RefSeq and is a predicted model, not a curated record.
AUGAACGAGAAGAGUAAUCCUGCAGCCGUACGGCCGAAUCAUCAAUCUCAGAAUGAUGCCGACUUGCUGGACUCAUAUCACGAAGCCUCCGUCAGCCCAGAACACAGUACGACUCAUGGCGUAUUCCAGCAUGAUGCCAACGAUGGCGCUCUCAUUGGGGAGACAAACUCCGCUCGCAGCAUUACGAACAAACCAGGAGAUAUAGCUCCCGACUUUACCGGCAAUCUAGACGAUCCUCAUAACUCGACAACAAGCAACGCCUACAUUGGUUAUUCAGACGUAGACAGUGGCCUUUCAAUCCUAGAGCUGAAUACAACCGACCAGACAAACAUUUCUAUCAUUCCGAAUCAGUCGGGAGUUGUUCGAUUCGCAAAGGCACAGGAGCCAGAGCACAGGCAAUAUCACUCUAUCGCCCUCAGGCCUCCAGAUGGAGAAGGUAACCCUGUCAAGAUUGAUAAUCAGAGCGGUCCAACAGCCAUAUUCUUGCUGCGCGUAACUGAAAUUCUCAAAACGGACGAGAGUUUUCGGGAUAAACUAGCCACCACGUUCGCCAUGGAUAGCUUCUUUCUCACAAACACAGCUUACGACUCCAACGGGUUCUUUCUCGAGAAGACCAGCCAGGAGACUAGCAAGGCGCCAGCGACUGCCUACGGCUGCCGCUUCUUGGUCAAGGAACUUUCAUUGGUUCCAGACCCAGACAAACUCGAAAAAAUCCAGGACUUUCUUGAAGAUCAAAUCGAGAAGUUGAAACCACGCUUGGAGAUACCUCCCCUGCCGAGGCAAAAGCCUGAGCCCACUGCGGAGACAUGGUCAAAUCCUACGGGCUUCAGGGAUGCUCUCGACUUUUGGCUUCGAACGGAAUUAGAGAGAGUAGUUUGGGCACGUCAAAACCAGCAGGGGCAGCAUGAGGAUGAACGACCUUCGAGGAAGGAUCUGUAUCAGUUGAUCACCGCCAUUCUUCAUCGCAGCUAUCAUGACUUGGGCUGCAUAGGCGAAGUCGAGAAGGGGCAGAUAAUCAAGUCAAGCACUACCCAGGUAGCAAAAGUCUCUGACGUCAAGGGAAAAAACGAAGCCCCCGAAAUGCCCAGUAGCAUGUGGAGAAGGACGAUCGGACCGAUCAGAGACAGAAAUGCACCACCACUCGAUGCUGAAAAAGGCCGCCUGCCAGUUCACACGGAGCCCGGUAUCACUCCCAGCAAGAAAGCCCGGCCCUCGAAACGAAACUAUCAUUGGCUUUUCCUGUCAUUCUGGACUGUUUUUCUUCGCCCGAAUGAAGAUGCUACAGUCAAUGGGCGUAGCUCUACCCAGUCCAAAGAGGUAAUUCCUUGCUUCGACAACGCAUCUGGGAGCCGGAUGAAAGAAAGGAUGAAGGCGAUUCUCCUCGAACAGUACCCUCGAAGCAUACUGCCCCAAGUCAUUGAAGAAAUUGUCCACAUGUAUGAUGAUGCUCUUUGGGGAUUCCGAACGCCAGUCCGCGACCUGCGCGGUCAACAUGUACCCGAAAGGAACCCAAUUAAAGACGAUGCAAGAGAAAAGGACGAGAGCGUUCGACGCCGGCAGAACUAUUUUGACAUGCAUGGACUAUCGCGCCACCUCAUCCACUCCCAGGAAACGUUGUCUGCCGCGGAAACGACAUUGAAGGCGAAUCUCGACAGCAAACAGCCAGAACUGGUCGCGAAGAGAGCUGGGGAGAUAUCCCGGUUCAGUGAAUUGUUCAUCAAGAACUUGAAGUUUCGAGCGGGUUCAUUUGUGGAAAGACUCAACAAUGAGACAUUCCUAGCCCUGCACAUCAAUAACUUGAAGCAACUUGAAAAAGUUGAAGAGCUCCUGAUAGAGAACAAAAUGGAUGGCAAAGAUGUGACGAAAGCUGUUGGCUAUGCGUCGGUCUUGUUCCUACCAGGAACAUUCAUCAGUGGCUUCUUCAGCAUGCCAUUCUUUGACUAUCAAGAAUCUAGCUGGCCCAAUGCUAGCCAAGUCUGGAUCUGGGUCGCUGUCGCACUUCCAAUGACUACUGUAGCCUUUCUCUGGCUUUACUGGAGUCGAACGAGAAGUCAGCAUUCAGUAUCCACGAUGUCGGCAAGAAAACGGUCCAUCUAG